AUGAUGUACCCCAGCAUUCUCUCUCUGAUCUGCACUGUAUGGAUACUUCUUAUUCCGUGUGCUGCCCGUGUUAUUGUUAAAGACACAGGUCAGUACAGUUUUAUGGCUCAGAUGAAUACCGAUAACCUGUAUAAUGAACUUGCCCCUGAUAUAGAAGUUCGAGCUGUUCUAAAUGCGGCGGAGGCCCGGUCGACGCCAGCCAACAGCGCCUUGUGGCAACUAAAUGUCCAUGAGAAAGCAUUGCCCAGCCGAGCUCGUGCAAUAAAUCAUAGGGCAAACGAGCCACAACAGACAUCCGCUGGAGAUCUUCGGCAACCUACUAUUCAAGAAGGCGUAGCUUCUUGGCAACCGGUUAUUAAACGUACUGGAAGUGCUGUUGGAGGAUUUUUAUUUGAGCACGCCGUUCACGACAAGAUCGUCGAUUCUUAA
This is a messenger RNA of Suillus fuscotomentosus, 429 nucleotides long. RefSeq lists its product as uncharacterized. NCBI's taxonomy places the organism in Eukaryota, Fungi, Basidiomycota, Agaricomycetes, Boletales, Suillaceae. The record is from RefSeq and is a predicted model, not a curated record. Bases 1 to 429 code for a protein of 142 amino acids. The transcript has 4 exons.